AUGGAUUUGACGAGUCAAAUCUUCUGGAGCAUUGUUCUGCCUCUUUUCAACGAAGUGGUGGGAGGAAUCCUGGGCGACUGGGCCGAUUUCCUUGUGUUCCUGAUCUCCCAUCAACAAAAUGAUGGAUCUAUUGCCGUUAUGGAAACCUUGCUGAGCGACGCCAUGCAAAUGAUGGAAACAAAAAUUCUUGAAUUUCGAAAAGAAUGUGUAAAUUACUGCGACCUCAUGAAUCUGACAGCGGAACAGGAAGACAAGUUUGAGGUCUUGAAGAGGGAUCUUAAACAAUUCAAAAGCAUCAUGAACAGCAUGAAACAUCCUGGAAUCACAUAUGCGUGCUCCGAUUCUGCUAAGGAAUGGAACCACGCAUACAUCGACCUUCUCAUUGAUGUUUGUGGUGCAUAUGAAUCAGGAUUGGAGACCAACUUCGAGAAACUGUCCCAGAAACAUUACUCAGAUUUCGAGAAGAGAGAUUGUGAUGAGGAGACGGUGGCCCUCUACAGAAUUGCAACCUUUCUCCUGAGCCGCAACAAAAAAGAAGUACUUCAGAAAUUCCCGAAGCUACACGAUGAAAAUUUUCUCCGAACGGAACAAUUGAACGAAGUGAGAAGAGCUCGAAUCUCUUUCGCUCGAUGUGCGGACAGCAUAUUGGAUCAUGAAUUGUUGAAGAAGUUCACCGAAGCAAUUGCCAGUCCUCCACGUGAUGAAACAUCGUGGGCUCAGUACCUCUUCAACAUUUUCUCUUGUAUGGAUCUGGAAUCAAAUGAAGUGGACAGUAGAAUUUUGAAUGAUCUCAGAUAUGGAUUGGAGGUGUUUGCCAAAGAACAAAAUACUCAGAAUAAGGAGAAAAAGAACAAACAUAUUGAGAAAUGUUUGGAAUCUACAAAACGCUCUCUCGAUGCAAAAUAUCAAAAUUCUCCAACUCUUCUCUCACCGAAUAAUAAGGUUCUCAUUGCUCUUAUUCAAAUGAAUUUUCACCACCACCGAGAUCUGCAGACAGACAAGGAUGCCCUCAUCUCCAGCGACUGGCUCAGAAGUGUGAUUGAUUCGAUGAAAAAAUUGGGUUUGAAAGAGUACGAAACAUUUUGGUAUUUUCUGGAGACAAUCAAAAAAACUUCUCUGGGAGACAAUAUUGCUGAAGAUAUUCUAGAGAUUCUCAAUAAUUGGAAAAAACUAAGUGUCAGAAAUAAGAAGUUAUUUGAUUUGAUCGAGAACGAAAUGAAAGUCAAGAUGAGCCAAAGUAACAAGCGAUCGAGAGCCGAAGAGAUUGAAAAGAAAAAGAACGAAUGGAAAAAAAGAAGAGUGGAAAAUAAAAUGAGAAAGCUUGAAAAAGACGGCUUGCAGAAAAAAAGAAGAACGAAGAAAGGAAUGCAAUUUCUUGAAAGAGAAGACUUGCAAAGAAGACCUUCAUCGAGCCGCAGAGUAAAUCAAGAAUAUCAAGAGCAAGUUCAUGAAGAUCAAAAUCAAGUUCAUGACGACCAAAAUCAAAUUUAUGACGAUCAGGAGCAAGUACAUCCAGAAAUGGAGAUGAAUCUUCACAACGCCACAAAUUCGUCUCUUGUCACUAUCACUCAGGAGAGAGGGGAGUUAAUAAUAGGCCUUGUCAUCCUUUCUCGCCCUAGGAUUCAAGCCAUGAUGAAGGGAUUCUCCGACUUUCCACAUCCCAUUCGUGUGAUGGAAAAUGAAAAAGCUAUUCAAGAUUUCAAUGAUUUCCUUGACAAAACAACAUGCAGAGCUGUCGUCCAAAAACUUGUCGAGGAAAUCGUUGAUGGAAAUCAUGUGGAACAAUAUGAAUAUCAUGGAGAUACAACUUCUGUACCAAGAGAUGAUCAAGAAGAGGAUGUAAAUCAAGGCAUAACUUCAGAGUCCGGAGAUGAUCUCAACGAAAUUAAAGACGAUGACAAUGCCACAUGCAGAGAUGUCAUCCAAAAACUUAUUGAGAAAAUCGCUGAUGGAAAUGAAGUUGAACGAGAUGAAAUUCAUGAAGAAGAGACAACUCUGAGAAGCUACGGAAUUCUCGAAGACGAACUCGAACAAAAUGCACAAGACGGAUCCAGUAAUGAAGGAUCAGCUCCACAAGAAGCACUCGACAAGAGAUCUGUGCCAAGCGAUGAUCAAGAAACAGAUGAAGAUCAAGAAAAGAUACCGGAGUCAGGAGAGGAUCAAGAUGAAAGUGAAGAUUAUGACUUUUUUGAUGACGGUAUUGACCUUGGAUAA
Messenger RNA from Caenorhabditis remanei, 2214 nucleotides. RefSeq lists its product as uncharacterized. The record is from RefSeq and is a predicted model, not a curated record. The transcript has 8 exons. Bases 1 to 2214 code for a protein of 737 amino acids. NCBI's taxonomy places the organism in Eukaryota, Metazoa, Nematoda, Chromadorea, Rhabditida, Rhabditidae.